Messenger RNA from Podospora bellae-mahoneyi, 5763 nucleotides. It is a transcript of the gene DCP2, whose product is annotated as mRNA-decapping enzyme subunit 2. Bases 2887 to 5763 code for a protein of 958 amino acids. Gene Ontology annotation, biological process: deadenylation-dependent decapping of nuclear-transcribed mRNA; nuclear-transcribed mRNA catabolic process, nonsense-mediated decay. The record is from RefSeq and is a predicted model, not a curated record. Lineage: Eukaryota; Fungi; Ascomycota; Sordariomycetes; Sordariales; Podosporaceae. The transcript has 2 exons. Gene Ontology annotation, cellular component: P-body; cytoplasm. Gene Ontology annotation, molecular function: RNA binding; 5'-(N(7)-methylguanosine 5'-triphospho)-[mRNA] hydrolase activity; manganese ion binding.
CAGCCUCUCAUUUGGUUGUUCCAAGAGGGGCAUCGCCGGGCAAUCCCACCAGUCCCUUGCUCCCUGUUCCUAGUCAGCCCUCUCGCUCUUAUCAGAUCCAUCAUCAGCCGCGCCAUUCAAUGCCUGUUCCAGCGGCCUGUUGGGUGAGCGUUUGUCAGAGUUUAUUUAUUCGGAUGCACAUUGCAACAAUUUCACCAUGGACCCCACCAUGACACACUCGGGCCCAUCCUGCCUGGAAUUGAACCAGCUGGGCUUCCACUUCCAAGAAUCCUAACACGCGAACUGUUCGCAGCUCCGACAGGUCCCGAUCUGUCCUCCUGGAAUCGGCAUACACUACGGUUCCCCUGUUGCAACUUGCAAGACUUUGGCCCAUCCUGCUGUUGUCCCGUGAGCAGCCAUGGACCUCUUGGGCAGAGGUGGGGUUGAAAAGAUUAUCAGAUGGGAUCCUUGACCAGAUCAAACUGGGAGACGCGUCAAAUCACGUCUGUCUCGCGGCUUCAUUAUUAAUUGAUUUUGACCCAGCCCUGUCCCCGGUCUUGGAACAUUGAGACCUUUUCUCGAAGAAUACAUAUUCCCGCUGUCUCGCAGACGAGGAAAACUAUUAUCAUUCAAAUGCCCAUUGCCUCUGGGUAUCCUGAUGCAGUCUGUUUCCCAAAACUCCUCGCUCAUGAAAAGCAACAAAUGAAAUAUAAAAACACAUCGCUUCAGCAUUGCCCUCCUAGCACCAUAUCCAAGCGCCCCUUGACACCUCCUGACGUCACCUGGGCAACUACACUAUCUCCGACCAGCCUUCCCACGAUUGUCUCUGGGGUCCUGCUUUGGUGUAAUCUGACGACCCGGAAGGCCUCCCCCGAUCGGAGCUCGCGGUGGUGUAAGAUUCCUCACAGGAGCUACCAGUGCACUUUGCGGGGCCGCUGUCAUGUCCCCUGUCUGCCGUCCAGAGCGUGCCGGCGUUACGGCGGCUGGAGUGGCAAGCGAUGGCAUCGUACCCGUUCUUGUGACCCCGGUUUCGACAUCCCGAUCCCCCUCGGCCCCUGCAAGUUCGUCCGGCAUCUCGACAAUACUGCCCGUCUCUGGAUCCUGAACGACACCAGCCUGGAGCGCCUUUGCCUUUUCCGUCAAGAAAGCGUCGAGCAGCCAGGCAUUCUUAGUGUUGGCUCGGUAGAAUACGUCCGCGAUGUCGCCAAUGAGAGGGAUAAAACCGAUUGCCAGAUCAAGCAUGAUGUUGGUGAACAUCAUGCCAUACAGACGCUUGGGAAGACCACCAUCGACCUUUGAGGCCUUCUUGAUGAGAGCAAGAGCCAUGAGGAAAUCUGCAAAGUCGCCAAUGCUACAAAACAUUUGUUAGCCCAUGUUUGGUCACACAGAGACAGCUGAUGAUACUUACACAGGAAUCAAACCGAUGAUGGCGGACCAGCCGAACCGGAUGGGAAUGCAGCAACAACUGAACCCCAUGUCCCAACGAUAGGCUCUUCGGCGGAUCUUUCUGAGAAUAUUGGCGUCAUUCUUGGAAAGCCCUUGGGGAAUAGGUCUCUCCUGAGUCUUGUACUUUGCGACCUUUCCGUUCUUGUAGACCGGGACUUUUUCGAGGUAAGGGUUCUCCGAGUUGGUAUUUGUCUUGUCCUUCCCCAGCUUCUUGAGAGCCUUCUUCUCCAGGAUUUUGAUGGCCACGUUCAUGGUGAUUUGCGGUGAUCGAUGUCGAUCAAAAAAAAAAUUCAAAAGAAUGUUUAUGAAAUAAAAGAAUGGGAACAAAACACACAGAGCACGAGAAACACAGAAAAAAACAGAGGCCGAGAGUUGAUAUAAAAGUCGACGCUUUGUUGCGGGCUCCGGCGGCUGUCAAGUUGGCCUCCGGCUGGUUGUAAGUGAGGUAUUGGUCGCGGCAGGCUCUUUGUCCGUUUCAGGUUCGCGCUUGUCAGACCCAAGUUGGAAACGCUUUUGGCGCCAGAGUCAACGAACCAGAGGGUCGGGAUGUUGGUCUGCUGUACUAGAGAGACAAGAAGCGACAAGGUCAAGUAAAAAAGCACCAGCUGGACCGUGGCAGCUCCCAUCUUGCUUUAUGUCUGCUGGCUGGCCCAUGGCUCAACAUCUAGCCCGGUGCAUCAAACGUCUUCUUGUUUCCGCGUGAUGACGUUCUUGGGCGACCUCCCUGCAGCUUCAAGGUGUAACCCCUGCUCAGCGUGCCCGUGUGGCGCGAGACUGCCACACACUUGUGUGUUGUGGUAGGCCUCUUCCAGAUGCACCAUCUUGUGCGGGGAGCGGGGCAUUGCACCGCCACAUCCACUCCUGGCAGAAGCUUAACUGAGCAGGAUGUGGCGUUGAAUCCCUGGACUGGUGGGGUGAAUUGGGCUCUAGCCACAGUUGGGUUCUGCGAACAUCUCCAGUCUGCGCCAGUGGAGACAAAUCACUGCCGUCCACGUCUGCACACGUCUCUCCCCAUCCCAUUCAAGAUUCCAUGGUUGACCUGCCGAUAGCGUUUGUCGACAGCUCCCGCCCAAUCCGGCCACACACCUGAGCCUUUUCUCUCACCUUCCUAUCACUGCUUUGCUUUGUAUCUUUGCAAAUUUUCUCUUGCUUGUCCAUUCUAGACUCUGAAGCGCACACAUUGCCUUGCGGUGGGGAAACUCUUACCUUUGCGAUUUGGCGGUCCAAGCCUGAACCUGCCGAGCCAGUCCGCCAGCGAAGCCCUCGCCAAACAAACACAAAUCGAUCGACCAGAAACACAGACCACUUCCUUACCUCACUCCGUACCCGCAAACACCUCCGACCUAAAACCGCAAAGUAGUUCCCACGCAACCUGGACUGCCUUUUACGCUGUUGCUGCCCUACAGACGACCACCCCUCAGGAAACCAGGCUGUUGAUAUGCCACACCACAGCACACUGUCAUGGCCGAAAACAAGAUGCAGCUCGAAGAUUGGUUGGACGACCUUUGUGUCCGAUUCAUCAUAAACCUGCCCAAGGAGGAUCUGUCAUCCGUGGCCCGAAUUUGCUUCCAGGUCGAAGAGGCACAAUGGUUCUACGAAGAUUUUAUACGUCCGCUGGACCCUACACUCCCAUCGAUGUCGCUCCGAAGUUUCUGUCUUCGAAUCUUCCAGCACUGUCCCCUGCUGGCCUCCUUCUCGGCUGAAAACCACAUGCGAGCGUUCGAGGAGUUUCUCCAGUACAAGACCAGAGUUCCCGUCAGAGGAGCUAUCCUGCUGAAUGAGGCCAUGGACUCGACUGUGUUGGUCAAGGGCUGGAAGAAGGGCGCCAACUGGAGUUUCCCCAGAGGUAAAAUCAACAAGGACGAGGAUGACUUGGACUGCGCCAUUCGAGAGGUCUACGAGGAAACAGGUUUCGACAUCAGGGAAGCUGGGCUGGUGCCUAGGGAUGAUGAAGUGAAGUACAUCCAGAUGUCGAUGCGGGAUCAGCAAAUUCGACUCUAUGUUUUCCGGAAUGUGCCCAUGGACACCAACUUCCAUCCAAAGACCAGGAAAGAGAUCAGUAAAAUUCAGUGGUACAAGCUCUCUGAGCUUCCCGCGUUUCGGAACCGCAAGGGGAAUCAACAGGAUGAUGCCGCUGCGGCUUCGAAUGCGAACAAGUUCUACAUGGUGGCUCCUUUUCUUGUCCAACUCAAGAAAUGGGUCCAACAGCAAAAGCAGAAGGACGCAGCCCGCGGAUCGCAUGUACCUGUCCAUAUUCCUAUCGAAGAACCUCUCACAGAGGAUGACCUCGGUACCCAGACAGAGCCUGUUGCUGGGCCCACAGAGAGCAUCGAAACCAUUGAAGGGGCGACGGCUGAGCUUCAGCGUCUUCUCCAGGUGCAGCCUCCCCCUAGUGGGACACAUGUGAACCCGCACCCUGCUCCGGCGGCGACAGCCAACAAAGGGAACGCUCUGUUGGCCCUUCUUCAAAAGAAUACUGAGACCGAGGCGGCUCAUCUUCCUCAAGGGUAUCACGAGCAGCCCCAGCAUUAUCAACAGCUGCCCCAGCAACAUCACCAACAGCCUCCGCAGCAUCAACAUCAGUAUUACCAGCAGCAGCAGUACGGUAACCAAGUCCCGCACACGCCGUUGGAGCUCACUUACACGACUGCUCCGGAGCCGCACACUCCGCACCAUCAUCAUCCAACCAAUCGGUUACCUGUACCACCUAAUCAGCCGCCGCCCAACUUCCCUAUCCAGCCUCACGGGAAUCAAAAUGUCUCUCAAGAAUACUUUACACAACAGCGGGUCCCCCACCAGAUGCCUACCCAGGCCUACGGGGAUAACUCGUACAUGGCUGGCCCGCGUCCAGUGCAGAAGGAACCCGUUCUUCUCCACCCGCAGCCGUUGCCCCCCCAGGUUCAGCAAUCACUUCUCACCAGAAGCAUUCUCCAGACUCCCAACAUUCCAGAGACUGCCCACCACAAUGGUAUGCAAGCGCCGCAGGGAAGCCACCAUUCGAUCCCGGUCCAGGGGCAAGAUGGGGCUGGUUAUCAGAAUCAAGGAGCACCUCGAAAGGCUGCUCCUCAGCUGACACAUCAUCACAUGUCUCUUCUGAAUGCUUUCAAGAGCAAUACCUCCCGUACACAAGAAACAACGCCGGUGGCUACCCCUCAAAGCGAUGUCGCUCCCGCGGGACAGCAGCACGCUGGCUAUCAUCCGUCUGGACAGGGCUGGCCCAGUGCUCCAUCCCAUACACAAGCUCCCAACCCAGCUGCGCAGUAUUUGCCGCACCACGCGGCGAAUGUUCCUCAGGGUUAUGGUGAGCGGUAUGGGCCUCAGUCGCAGCAUGCAGUGGCUCCACAAGUGUCACAACACGCCACCGCAAACCCAGUUGUGGCCCCAAGGCCGUCGCAAUCAACGGAGUCGCACCGCUCGGCGUUGUUGGACAUGUUCAAAAAGCCAGGCCGUGGAAGUCCCCUAAGCAACGAAAUCACAAGAUCGUCCAUCAAGUCGGACGGUGGACGGCCAGGAUAUGGGUCCAAUAAUAGCCAGCCAUAUGGCGGACCUUCCAAUGCGGAGGCCAUCGCCCGAGCUGCUGAAGCCAAUGGUGCUCCCGUCCAGAUGAAUCCAGAGCUCAACCUUCCAUACAGGGCCGUUCAGAUCCUCACUCGGCCCAAGCAGCCCGAGUCGGCCCAAAGCAAUGACUCGAUGGACUCGCAAAUCCAUCGUCUUCAGAGACGCUUGAGCCCCCAGAGGAAGGAUGCCAGGAAUUCAGGCUCUGGUCUUCCGUCUCCGCGGGACCGCUCUUUGUUCCAUCAGCUUGACCAGGAAACGAAGAGGUCCCCCCAGCUCCCGCCAGCCCAGGCGGCCAGCCUUCCAUACGGUCAGCCUCAGCCUCAGCGCCAGUCGCCGUACGCAAGUCCUACUUUCCCGCCUCAGCAACCUGUUGGUCCGCCCCAGCAACUGCAGCAGCAUCAGCAAUAUCAGCAUCAUCAGCGUCAACCUAGUGGCAACGCGGACCAGAAGCAGAAGUUGCUGUCGCUUUUCGGAAAGGCACAGCCCUCGCCCACUGGGCUUUCGGCCAACGGCAAGAUGAAGGAGUCCAUGGUGUAUGAUCAAGUCCGGUCUACUACUCCCAGAUCGAGAGUUGCGUCUCUUGCGUCACAGGGCAACGCCGGCGGCAUGGCUCCGUCAGUCACAGGCGUGGAGAAUGUCCAUGCAACCGGCAACAGUAGUCGGGUACCGAGCGCAACCAACUCUCGCCGGGGCAGCCAGACACCCAUCUCCCCGGCCGAUCGGAACUUUUUGCUUUUGUAUUUGGAGUCGGUGUCUAAUCAGGCGCGCUCCCAGACAUGA